Messenger RNA from Debaryomyces hansenii CBS767, 606 nucleotides. It is a transcript of the gene SEC72, whose product is annotated as Sec63 complex subunit. The coding region runs from base 1 to 606 and encodes 201 amino acids. Gene Ontology annotation, molecular function: protein binding. The record is from RefSeq and is a predicted model, not a curated record. The transcript has a single exon. Lineage: Eukaryota; Fungi; Ascomycota; Pichiomycetes; Serinales; Debaryomycetaceae.
AUGAACGUAGCAUUAGGAUACGACGCUAAGACCAAAAAGAUAUCUUUACCAGAUGAGGCAGAGAAGUUGGUUCCUUCGCUCAAAUUAGAAGUUGAUCAAUUGAAUACGUUGACCAGUGAGCUUAUAGCUAAUGGAGCCGAUGUACCAGCACCACCAACACAGGAGAAUUUUAAUAAGGACAUGACAAAGAUGAUCAGAAAAUUGUACGAAGGAGGUGUUCAGGCAUUCAAGCAGGGAAAGUUCCAAGAAUCUGCUAAACAAUUUACCAUUGGAAUCGACAUGAUAUGUAGAAGACAUAAAUUCGAAGCAUUCCAGGGCACUUUGCAAGAGCUCAGCUUAUUUCUUAUGAGUAGAGCGGAUGCUUAUUUAAAGACUAAAAACUACUUAGGUGCAUUUAAUGACGCUGAUAUGUUACUUGGAAUGAUGAUGUGCACACCUGAUAACUUCUUGAGAAGAGGAGUAGCCAACUACUUCUUGGGUAAUUACGAAGCGGCUAGAGCGGAUUACCAAAGAGGAUUAGCGUUUGAUGAAGAUAAUGAAAGACUUGUAACAGAAUUAGAAAUUUGUUUAGAUAAGAUUCUUGAGGAAAAUGGUGAUUAUCUUUGA